Molecule: messenger RNA, 3079 nt
Organism: Monascus purpureus
Lineage: Eukaryota; Fungi; Ascomycota; Eurotiomycetes; Eurotiales; Aspergillaceae
Source: the annotation of a GenBank genome assembly
GAAAUAAUGAAGAUGACAGCUUGGGCAUCACGUGCGAUGACUCCCUGGACUAAACCAUUUCAGGCCCCUCCAAAUCACCUGACCAGUCCACUGCGGGAGAAGAGACACUUUUGCCUGGACGCUUGUCCUCCUUCACUUUUCGGUUCACAGAAGGAAAAAACGGAGCAGUUCUCUUGUCUAGGGGUUCUCUCUGUGUCCGCUUACCAGUCAUUUUUAUCACCUCUUUGUGUACCACACCACCGCCAAGAUGCAGGCCCCAGUGGUGGUAAUGAACACCAACGCUGGCGAAAGACAGGUCGGUCGGAGAGCACAGCUGUCGAAUAUUUCAGCUGCUAAAACUGUUGCGGAUAUCAUCCGAUCAUGUCUCGGCCCCAAGGCCAUGUUGAAGAUGCUGCUGGAUCCGAUGGGUGGUAUUGUUCUGACGAAUGAUGGACAUGCUAUUUUGCGAGAAAUCGAGGUGUCGCAUCCCGCUGCGAAGAGUAUGAUCGAGCUUAGUCGCACUCAAGAUGAGGAAGUGGGAGACGGAACCACUACUGUCAUCAUUUUAGCUGGCGAAAUACUCGCCCAGGCUCUUCCCCAACUCGAACGUAACAUUCACCCUGUCGUUAUCAUUUCCGCCUUCAAGCGCGCUCUCGCCGACGCGCUCGCCAUUGUGGAAGAAGUCUCCAUACCGAUUGACGUUGAUGAUGACAAGGCCAUGUAUACCCUUAUCCAGUCCUCCAUUGGCACCAAGUUUGUCUCAAGAUGGUCCGAGCUCAUGUGCAGUUUGGCGUUGAAGGCGGUGCGGACAGUCUCGUACGAUUCUGGUGGCAAGAAGGAGGUCGACAUUAAACGCUAUGCCAGGAUUGAGAAGAUCCCCGGUGGACAGAUCGAGGACAGUGAGGUCAUAGAUGGUGUGAUGAUCAACAAGGAUAUCACACACCCCAAGAUGCGGAGGAGAAUCGAGAACCCUCGGAUUAUCUUGCUCGACUGCCCGUUGGAGUACAAGAAGGGAGAGUCCCAGACAGCCAUUGAGAUUAGCAAGGAAGAGGACUGGAACCGGAUCCUGCAAAUCGAGGAGGAGCAAGUCAAGCAUAUGUGCGAUGCUAUCUUGGCUUUGAAGCCCGACGUUGUCAUUACAGAAAAGGGUGUAUCGGAUCUUGCGCAGCACUUCUUGAUGAAGGCCAACGUCACGGCUAUCCGUCGAGUGAGGAAAACAGACAACAACCGUAUUGCUAGGGCCACUGGCGCGACCAUUGUAAACCGCGUUGAUGACCUCCAAGAGUCAGAUGUCGGAACUCGCUGUGGGCUUUUUGAAAUCGAAAAGAUUGGCGAUGAAUACUUCACAUUCAUUCGGAAAUGCCAGAACCCGAAGGCCUGCACCAUUGUCCUUCGAGGACCAUCAAAGGAUAUCAUCAACGAGAUUGAACGAAACCUGCAGGAUGCCAUGGCGGUUGCCCGAAAUGUGAUCUUCCAUCCUCGACUAUCUCCUGGAGGUGGUGCUACAGAAAUGGCAGUUUCCGUCAAGCUGGGCCAACUGGCCAGGUCUGUCGAGGGAGUUCAACAGUGGCCGUACAAGGCUGUUGCGGAUGCCAUGGAAGUUAUCCCACGGACGUUGGCGCAGAACGCUGGAGCCAGCCCUAUCCGUGUUCUUACUCGCUUGAGGGCUAAGCAUGUUGAAGGUGAUAGCACUUGGGGCUUGGAUGGUGACACUGGAUCCAUAGUUGACAUGAAGGAGUACGGAGUCUGGGAGCCUGAAGCGAUUAAGCUCCAGAGCAUUAAGACAGCGAUCGAGUCCGCAUGUCUCCUCCUUCGUGUUGAUGAUAUUUGCAGUGCCAAAUCCGCACAAGCGGUGGGCGGAAAUGCUGCUGCUGGCGUAGAGUAAUAGAGAAAAAAGGGUAAUAAAGAAGGGAUACAUAAUGUUGCAUGAGUCUUCCUAAAUUUGUAUGAGUAUCCUAGAUUAAAAGUUACAUGGGUAUCGUUUUAUCGUAUGCUUCUGUUCUACCCUUCCAAGUCCCAACAGCAAUGUUCGAUUGAUUAUUCAAUCCUCAUGAAUGAUUACACCAGGAGCUUCCUCUCCAUGAGGUUCCCCGUCUGCAGUGGUCCCUUGUUCCUGAUCCUUCCCUGGACCUGUAUCCUCAUUAACUGAAUCCGGCCCCCUCUUCUGACCCGCUCCAUCCAUCUCCAUAUCCGUAACUCCAUUGCGAUGAUUCUUCUCCUUAGCAGCUUUCCUCUUCUCCCUCCUCUUCCUAUUCUUCUGUGUCUUCUCCUCGUCCUUGCGCUUCGCCUCCUCCCUCUUAGACUCCCACUCCUGAUCUGCCUUCUCCCGAUCUACCUCACUCUGCAUCAAUCGUAAACGCUCAUACUCCCGCCUGCGACUAGCCUUGUAGACGUGAAAUUCACCGGAACCCGCACCGGCCGAGGAACCCUGUACAUUCGCAACAAUAUCUGGCGGAGGAGGAAGGGAGGCACUUGAGCGCUUCUUCGAUGGCUCUGGAAGCUUAACUUCUUUCGAGGGGUCGCGGAAUAGGGAUUGGAUCUGGGAUGCUUGUUCAGCGUGCGGAGUGACUGCUCUGCGUUUGGUGGCGCGUUUGCUUCGUGGAUCUGCGCUGGUAGGGAUGGAUUCGGGGCCUGGUUCGGACAUUUUUGGAGAGCUGAGGAUUAGAAAAUCUUUUUUUUCCCCCUGUCUGUGUUUAUUUGUCUGGUGUAGUUGCGAUAGCUGAUAGGAAUGGAAUGUGAUUUUCAGCUCCAGAUUGCAAUGCGAUGGGUCUGACGUUUUCUUUUUUUUGUAGGUGUCCGCGAAUACUAGCUCCGUGUGGAUGACGUCUUGGUUCUACCUUCUCCCGGACGUUGUCGGAUGGAUUGCGAUCAGCCCAGAGAGCUGAUCGAGAGAGUUGUGCUGGUAGUGUAGACGGACUGGAUCUAGAAGUACCUAGGUAGACUCAGGACGCAGACGCAGACGCAGACGGAAGUACGGAGUCGCGUGUCUCAACGGCGUUGGCGAUGACAAGUUAUUACCUUCGUCUCGGAUAGUUUUCCUGUUUUUCCCUAAGCUCUGAACCACGGUAAAAGCUUCUGGCUUUGCGCAGUUAAAUUUGCG